AAAAGGUUUGUUCCCACAGAAAAUCACCGACAAGUUAUCGACAGUUCUCAAAUCAAUGUUACCGCGCAUGUCUAUUUCUGAUUGAUCCAGAACCGGUUGUAGGAACAGCUGACAGGUAAAUGAUCUGGAUUGCUGCUCACUUCAGUCACUUCACUUCACAAGCGAGUAUAACCUCAUUUUUUUGAUAGCCACAGCACAGCUGAUAAAAUACGAAAAAAAAAAAUAAAAAUACCAACUUUCAACUUUGUUUAUGUUUGGCCGGACCCUCAAAUUUCGAAAUGAUGUUUGACGAUUUAAAUUUGGGAGAACUAGGUGAGUUCAUCAUAAUUCAGAAUGCAUCAGAAUCGCAAGAGAAAUAUAUCCAUCCUAAGGAGAUGGAAGGAACCUCCUCACUGAUGACCACUCAAUUUAAUUGGUCACAAAACCACACGAAAUUGUUUUUAGACCUCUACAAAAAAUAUAAACCAAAGGUAGGCACCUCCCAAAUAAAAACACUGAAAAAAUUGUGGGAAAUUUUGGCAUUGGAACUCAAUAAAAUUUUAAAAACAAACAUCACUCCAGGGCACUGUGAAAAUAGAUGGAGGGUUUUGGAAAGAGCAUAUAAAAAACAUGUUGAUACGAUGAAUAAGACAGGCCAAGGAAGAAAAUUUUUUGAGUAUACGGACGAGAUGGACGAAAUAUUUAAGGGCAAAAGAAAUGUGAAGCCUACAAUAUUGUUGUCCAGCACAACAGUGGAUGCAAUGCCUCAGGAUGAAGAUGCAGAUGUAGACCAGGAAAUUAUUGAACCUUCAACCUCAAAAACAGCCCUUGAAACACCUGCAAGACAUGAAAACCAAAAUAAAAUAAAAAGGAAAACACCUGUGGUAAAUAGAAAUCUAACCCUAGCCAGCAUGAAAAAAGAUAAGAAAGAAUACUAUGAAGAAAGAUUAAAAAUUGAAAGGGAAAAGAUAGAGCUUCAAAAAGAAAAGUUAAAAGUUAUGAAAGAGAGAAAUAUUUUAUGCAAAGAGAGGAAUGAGAUUUUGAAAAAUCAAAAGUAACGUGCAUAUUAUUAUUUUUUUCAAGAACAGGGUGAUCCGGUAUAGAUAGAGUGAACACCCCCUACCUUUUUGCUAAAUUUUUUUUCUUUUUUGAAAAAAACAAGAUAGUUAUUUGAUUUGGUAUAUUUUGUUUCUAGGAAUUUGAAAACGUUUUUUGAAAUUAAAUUAAAUUAGAUUUUUCGUUAAAGCCCUGUGACCAAAAAAGUUUUUUUUUUUUAAAUGGAAUAACCUAUAUUAUAUUUAAAUCUAUUUUUUAAACGCCCCUAUUAUUCGCAUAUCUGAAUCUUAAGUGGGAAUAUAUCAGAAAUUAGUCAAAUUACUGAAAUAAAGAUAAACAAACUAUAUAUAUUCGAAAUGAGAAAAAAUAAGGGCAUUUAAAAAAUGGAUUUAAGUAUAGGUUCUUCCAUUUUGAAAAAUUACUUUUGUCAUCACAGCGCUUUAACGAAAAAUCUAAAUUUCAAAAAACGUUUUCAAAUUCUUAGAAACAAAAUACACCAAAUGGCUAUCUUGAUUUUUUCAAAAAAAAAAUAAAAAAGUUUAGCAAAAAGGUAGGGGGUGUUCACUUCAUACUGGAUCACCCUGUACAUAGUACUUACCUAAUCACACUUUUUGGGGGUUCUCCUUUCUUUAGGACUAUUAUGAAGUUUUAUUUAUUUUUUUUUUUUUCGAUUUCAUUAAAGGAUUUUAUUUCAUUUAUUUGGUAGAGAAUUUCAGUAGGUAGGUACUUAUUUGUUUUCAGAAAAAUAUUGAUUCUGUUGGGACUAGUUUUAGGAAUAUUAUUUAUUUUUUGUCACAUGAGUUCCUUUAUUAGGUGUAUUAACUAUUACAUAAUUAUUAUGUUUUUUUUUUUAAUUUUCUCAGGAUAUUUAGAAAAAUGUUAAUUUGUUUUAUUACUUAUAGAAUUGACUGAAAAAUGAAGGCUGUUUUUUUUUAGUUUGAAAAAAUAUGUAUAAGUAAACUAAUAAUAACAAUACCUAAGUAAAUAGUUUGUUUUCCUUGCAAAAUUUUACAUCCAGAUACUUUUGAAUAUAAAAGUCCAUUUGAAAGUAAAAAUAUUUGUAAUUCCAUGUUUUAGUAAAAUUUUCUCAGAAUAACAGAUACAUAGAACAGAAUAAUACAGUCAAACCACAAAUUAAUUAUUACCAAGAAUAUUUACAAUAAAAUUUCUUUUUUCAACACCAUUUAAAUCCUGUUCUAAGUCAUUCUCUGGGUCUUCAUCAUUUUCAGGGUUGUUAUUGGCACCUUCAUCAUCUUCCCUAUCAUUUUCGUUAUCUUCUAAAGAUAAAUUGUGUAAAACACAACAAGCUCGUACAAAGUGAACAAUGUUUCUAGUUUUUUUGAGCUUUACAUGGUAUAAUUGACGCCAUUUUUGCUUCAAUAGCCCAUUACAGUGCUCUAUUCUGAUUCUGUUGGAGGAAUGUUCCAUGUUAUAAUUAAUUUGGCGCCGAGUUAAAAGUCCUCUAUCUGGAAAAGGUGUUAGUAAAUUUCUUGAAAGUGGAUAGGCACUGUCCCCCAAUAAAUGAGCAUCUUGGCACUUCUCAGCUAAAGAUUCGCACAAAGGUGAUGUUCGGAAAACUCUAGCAUCAUGAACCGAGCCAGGGUAUCCUAUCAAAACAUCCCUGAUUCGGAGUUUAUGGUCACAAACUAGUUGAGCCUGUAACAAAAAAAUAAUCAUAAAUACCUAUAUGUUAAUAACAAACUACUUUUUUAAGAUGUAAUGAG
Messenger RNA from Ceutorhynchus assimilis (cabbage seed weevil), 2759 nucleotides. Lineage: Eukaryota; Metazoa; Arthropoda; Insecta; Coleoptera; Curculionidae. The record is from the annotation of a GenBank genome assembly.